AUGACUAUCCAGCAACAGCAACCUUCUCAGGCCAUUCCUAUCCUGACCUCACAGAACGGCUCUGAAGUCAAAGAUGCAAACAAGGAGAUCGUUCAAAAUGUCCCUGCCAAGGAAGUUCAAUACUUCAACCCCGAGCAGCUCCCCGCUCCCGGCCUCGGCUUGAGCGGCCCCAACGGUUCUCUACCAAAGAUCUUUACGCCCAUCAAGAUCCGUGGCAUCAUGAUGCCCAAUCGCAUUUGGCCCUGGAACUUCGCCCAUUAUGGUGGACUGGCCCAGCGUGGCCCUGGUUUCGCCAUGCUUGAAGCCACAGCUGUUCAAGCACGAGGCCGUAUCACACCUGAGGACUCGGGUAUCUGGCUGGACUCACACGUGGAAGGACUGCGAAAGCACGUUGAAUUUGCACACGCCAACAACUCUCUCAUCGGUAUCCAGAUUGGCCAUGCCGGUCGAAAGGCGUCCUGUGUUGCUCCGUGGUUAGACGCUGGACUUGCCGCCGAAAAGGCCGCGGGCGGAUGGCCCGAUGACGUUGUGGGCCCUAGUGAUGAGCCUUUUGCUCCAGGGUAUCCUACACCCCGUGCUAUCACUAUCGAAGAGAUUGAGCAGCUUAAGGAGGACUUCGUUUCCGGAGUGCGUCGAGCGGUUGAGGCUGGCUUUGGCGUUAUCGACUUCCAUUUUGCUCACGGCUAUCUCGUUUCAAGCUUCCUGUCCCCUGCUACCAAUAAGCGAACCGAUAAGUACGGCGGGAGCUUUGAGAAUAGAGUCAGACUUGCCCUUGAAAUAGUUGAGGAUGCUAGAGCCGUUAUGCCCGAUCAUAUGCCCUUGUUCGCUCGUAUCAGUGCUACCGACUGGCUGGACAAUAACCCUGAGUACGAGGGAGAGAACUGGAAUCUCGAGCAGAGCAUUAAGCUUGCACACCUUUUGGCAGAGCGAGGGGUUGAUGUUCUUGAUGUUUCUAGCGGUGGUAUCCACAAGAUGCAAAAGGUUGCUGCUGGUCCCGGUUACCAGGCUCCAUUUGCUAAAGCGGUAAAGAGGUCUGUUGGGGACAAGCUCCUUGCCAGCACUGUCGGUAGCAUCAAGACAGGCACCCUUGCCGAGGAGAUCAUCCAGGGCGGCAAAGACGACACCCCAUUAGAUCUAGUAGCUGCAGGUCGUCUGUUCCAGAAGAACACCGGACUCGUUUGGUCGUGGGCUGAUGAUUUGAAUCCCUCCAUCCAGAUUGCUCACCAGAUAGCCUGGGGCUUUGGUGGUAGGGCUAAGAAAAAUGCCCCGAAGCCUGUGUUGUAA
Molecule: messenger RNA, 1284 nt
Organism: Fusarium tjaetaba
Lineage: Eukaryota; Fungi; Ascomycota; Sordariomycetes; Hypocreales; Nectriaceae
Product: NADPH dehydrogenase
Exons: 2
Coding region: 1-1284 (427 amino acids)
Cellular component (GO): intracellular anatomical structure
Molecular function (GO): NADPH dehydrogenase activity; NADP binding; FMN binding
Source: RefSeq, a predicted model, not a curated record